UCUCGCAGUUCAUCACUGGUACCCCUCUCUGUAAGGCUGAGAGUCCAGCCUCUUUGCAGCAGGAUUGAUGCCUCCGCUGGCUUUUUGGUGAGCAGAGUGCGACGGCACAGCAGGACACCAGCUCUGUCUAAUGGGAAUACUCGCCUCCUUACCUUAGGGGAGAAGUUACCACACAGUAUGGACAGGGAUGGGAUUUGGUUUUAGUUUAUUCCAGGUCUGGAUAACUAUUGAAAGAAGAAAAGAGAAGCCACAAAAAUAUUAGUGUCUCCAGACCUAUUCUGUCUUCUAAAUAAUCAGAUUCAGCUCCUCCAGAGAAACCACAUUUCCCUGCUCUUCUUCACGGUGUAGUAGCUUUUACCCCAGUUUAAGGAAACCAUGUCCAGGAGAAGGAUGAAAGCCCUGACCCGUAUAGGCCGGCAGGUCAGCGAGGACCCAGAUUUAGACAACCUGCUGUCCACCCUCUCCCCGGAGGAGGUGGAGGAGCUGCAGCAGGACAUGAUGAAAGUGCCGGACCUCAAGCCGGAGGAUGAUAAGGUCCUCGCCCCAGGGGAGAGCCAAGCUGCCGCGCCGUCUACGAGCAACAACGACCGGGACUGUAAACUGGACAGCAGGCGAGAGAGUGACCGUAAAGGGAGGCUCAGCGAGAGGGAGCCGUCAUUGGAGGGAGACACAAAGAAGGAAAGCCGGAAGCAGGAAUAUCUGAGGAAGAUGGGCCUGAGCCAGGAGGGGAACGACGACGUGACGGUAGGGCUGCGAAGACAAGCUAGUGUCUCAGGUGAAAAAGAUAUUAAGGUGGAGGACAGAAACAGCAAAGGACCUGGAAACUCGAACGAGGAGGGGAGUCGUCUUUCGAGCCGGUACAGGAAGCAGGAAAGCAGAGAGAGUGAUGUGAAAGAGGACAGUGAGAAGCAGGAAGACAACAAGAUAAGAGACCGAAGAGACAACAGAGAGAGCACAGGUAGCAAAACAAAGGAUAUGAUCUCUAAGCUACAGGAAAAAAAGGAUGACAGCAAAGACAAGAAAGAGGACUGCAGGAGAAAAGAUGAAAGCAAAACCAAAGACAUUAUCUCGAAGCUACGAGAAAAACAAGAGAAGGAAGUCGGCAAGGAGAAGGACAGGCGAUCUGAAGGUUUCAGGACAUCGGGACUUGUCUCUAAAAUGUUGGAGAAGCAGAGCAAGGCCCAAGAAAGCCCGGCUCCGGAGAGUAAACCCGAAGAGAAGAAGCCUAAAGCUGAGGAGAAGAGAGCUGAAGAUACAAAGAAGCCUGAGGUGAAACUUGAGCGACAGGCAUCAGAGAAAGGUGAGGUGCAGGUGAAACAAGACAAGGCCGAGAACAGAAGCGACAGAGAAGAGUUGGUUAACCAUAGUGACCACGUCAAAGAGAAGGAGAAGAAAGUAGAGGAGAAAAAGGAUGACGAGGAGAAAAAAGAAAAAGUAAAGAAAGCUGAGGAAAGUGAGAAACUUGGCAACUGUGUGGCCAAAAACAGUCCAAUCAGCAAGGCCAAGGAAGAGGAGGACGAGGAAGAAGACUCAAGCAUGUUUGAUGAGCUGAUGGAGCAGGUUCGGAGCAACGACCCCUCGCUCACUGAGCUCAACGUCAACAACUCAGAGGUCAUAAAGACGAAAACGCUCAUUGAGUUUGCAGAGGCUUUGCACAAGAACACCAAUAUUAAGAAGUUUGCUUUGGCUAACUGCCGUGCGGACGACCACGUGGCUUAUGCCAUCUCGGGCACGCUGCGCAACAACAAGACCAUCACCAGCAUCAACGUGGACUCCAACCAUCUCACCGGCAAGGGCAUCCUGUCUCUGAUCCAGGCGCUGCCACACAACGCCACCCUGACUGAGCUCCGCUUUCAAAACCAGCGUCACAUCUGUGGCGGGAAGACCGAGAUGGAGAUGACCAAGGUCCUGAAGGAGAACUUCACGCUGCUCAAACUGGGCUACCACUUCGAGUUAGCCGGACCCAGGAUGACUACCACAAACAUCCUGAGUCGCAACAUGGACCGACAGAGGCAGAAGCGCCUGCAGGAGCAGAAGCUGGCCCAGGCCAAUGGAGAGAAGAAGGGGGCGCUUGAGGUCCCCAAAACAGGGGGUGGAGGAUCUCUGAGAAACUCGCCAAGAGCGUCCCCUAAACCUUCUCCCAUACCCUCGCCUAUGCCAUCACCAAAGCUGACUCCUAAAAGAGGAGCUGGAGGUGGGGCUCCACCACCACCCCCGCCUCCACCUGGGGGUGGACCACCGCCUCCUCCCCCUCCCAUGCUGAAUGUAGACGCCCUGAGGAACUCUCUGACCCCCGUGUCCCAGAGGAAGCUGGAUGGAAAAAGCCCGGGAGGUAGUGAGAACACGAGGGACCAACUGCUCGCCUCAAUCAGAGGGAACACUAAGAAACAACUCAAGAAGGUGGAAGUGCCAAAGUGGUUGCAAUGAUAUUUGCUUUGGAAUGUGCCAUGAAAGGGAAGAAAGAGGGAGAAGCGGUUUUCAACAUGAACUCUACAGCCUCCAGAUGCAGUUGAAGAAUUGCACUUCGGGACGGAGAAAAGCGAAACAUGAGAUGCCCAUAGGUCUAAUGACGAGCCCUCACUAUAAGUUCUCCCCUCAACACUGGACCUAAAGUACUCUGUCGGGAAUGAGUGAUGCAGGGCUCUCUGACAGCCGACUGCCACGUUCUGUGGUUGUUUGUCUUCAGUACAUAUUGCCGCUUUGCUGGUUAUUUGCACUAGAUAAUAUGAAGCCCAUCAUAUAACAUGUUGGCUUCUGUAUGCAUCUGAAUGUGAGCGUGAUGAGAGUGCGAUUAGUUUAUUAAUAAGAGAUACAAUUAAUUCUUUAUGAAAUUCUAAUAUACAAAAAAAAGUUUAUCGUUGAUAUAGUGGACAUUAAUUUGACCAUUUAUUUAUUUUUUGAGAGAGAAUCUUUCUUAUACUUGUACGUCGUAAAUCUGUUCAAACUGGGAAUUCUGAUAUUAAUGAUCAGGAAAUAACAAACAUGGCGGCCUGACUUAAGAAAAAUCUGGGUAAUAAAAAAGAGAAAGGUCAAGUGGUCUUUGAUUGUGUGUCUCAUUCCCAUAUCUCAAAACAUCUCAGGCAGGGUUUAAUGGAUUGGAAAGAAGCCCAUUGGAAUCCAGGUGCAUGACGAAAGAGUUUUAACAUAGAAAUAAUGACCUGACGCAUUUGAACAGAAAGUACAAAUGGCUGCCCUUCAGUAUCUGAUGUUAUAUUUUGUACAGUCUUUCUAAUACCUUCCAUAACUUGUAAUGAAAUGCAUCCACAUGUCUUAAACGUAAGCGUAUUUUAAAACGAUUACUGGCAUACUUUUCAAUACCAUACUUUUAAGUGAAUGUAAUUUCUAAAGGGGUUUAAUGUGAUGAAUAAAAAUCAGAGUGCCUUUCAUGUGUGCUCCGUGUAACAAUUCUGUUAUAUCUGAUUACACAUGUCUUUCUUACCGAGCCUGUAUGUCUUCAAUAAAAUAUUUUGGUAUGU
Messenger RNA from Notothenia coriiceps (black rockcod), 3476 nucleotides. RefSeq names its product leiomodin-1. The transcript is spliced from 3 exons. Gene Ontology annotation, cellular component: myofibril; striated muscle thin filament; cytoskeleton. Bases 376 to 2427 code for a protein of 683 amino acids. Gene Ontology annotation, biological process: myofibril assembly; actin filament organization; muscle contraction. NCBI's taxonomy places the organism in Eukaryota, Metazoa, Chordata, Actinopteri, Perciformes, Nototheniidae. Gene Ontology annotation, molecular function: actin binding; tropomyosin binding. The record is from RefSeq and is a predicted model, not a curated record.